UGCUGUAUUUGGAAUCUUGUAAGGGAUUGGACAAAUUCUGCAUGUUUCAGAUCUGCGGAUAAUGAUGUCUACGUGUUUGACGUCUAAAACUUGCUUCUGGAAUUGGAUCCCCCGUACACAUAUUGAAAGGCUGUAGUGAAGCUAUCCUGUGUGUCCAGGUUUCAAACAAGCAAUAAAAAUGAGUUUUUAAGAUGGAAAAGGUUGUUUAUAUGUGUUGACUAGCAAUUUAACAGUGGUAUAUAUCUGUUUCAGUGGUCUCCGGAUAGAUCAUCCUGUCUUAUGCAGAGGAUGGUGUCUUGAAUAUCUGGGAUUAUGAAAAGGGAUAAGAUUGUCGACUUCCAAUGGAAUUAAUCAGCCCCGUGGACAGUUUUCAGCGUGUCCGAUGAUGGUGGACAAGCUGGUGGAGGAGGUACUCUACAGAUGGGGUCGGCAACUGGAAGAAUCUACUUACAAGUAUCCUCAGCACUUCUACCUUGGUGAACAGACUGAUGGUAGCGUUCCUAAUACACUUCUCAUAGCAAAGUGUGAUGUUGUCAAACGUAGGGUUGCAGCAGCAGAGCAUAUAGCAAAGUUCGAUGAAAAUGCACGCUCACCGUUUGUCAAAAUUUGGAAAACCAUUUUACAUCCUGGAGAGGUGAAUCGAAUCAGAGAACUACCAGAGAAUAACAAGAUUGUGGCCACACAUACUGACAGUCCUAAUGUUCUCAUUUGGAAUGUCGAAACUCAGUAUAGGCGUGAACCCGUUAAAGGUGCCAAAGCAUCUCGUCCAGAUCUGGUACUGAUUGGCCAUCAAGAUAAUGCUGAUUUUGCACUAGCCAUGAGCCAAACAGAGCAUUUUGUGCUCUCUGGAGGGAAGGACAAGUUAGUUGUUUUAUGGAGCAUCCAUGACCACAUCUCUUCACUGGCAUUAAAUUGUGGACCUAUGCGGUCUACAGACAACCGCACUGUUCGAGCUCGAGGUAUUUUCCAAGGGCACAGGGAGACUGUUGAAGAUGUUCAGUUUUGCCCUUCAAGUGCUCAGGAGUUCUGCAGCGUUGGUGAUGAUUGUUGUCUUAUCCUAUGGGAUGCAAGAACUGGCUCUGCUCCUGUGGUUAAGGUUGAAAAAGCUCACGAGGCUGAUCUUCACUGUGUAGAUUGGAACGCGAAUGAUGCAAAUCUCAUUUUGACUGGAUCUGCUGAUAAUAGCAUUUGUAUAUAUGAUCGUCGGAAACUCUCUUCUGGAGGAGUCAGAUCCCCUGUACAGAUAUUUCAAGGCCAUAGUGAUGCUGUCCUGUGUGUCCAGUGGUGUCCAAGCAAGACAUCUGUCUUCGCCAGUGGUGCAGAGGAUGGUAACUUAAACAUCUGGGAUUAUGAGAAGGUGGGCAAUGCUGGAACAAGACCUUCAAAUUGUCCCCCGGGCCUAUUCUUUCAGCAUGCUGGACACAGGGGAAGGGUCGUCGAAUUCCACUGGAACGCAUCAGAUCCUUGGACAAUGAUGAGCCUUUCUGGUGAAAAAACUGGGCGCGGAGGUACAUUACAGAUAUGGCGGGUGAUGGACAUGCUUUACCGUCCAGAAGAGGAUGUCCUAGCUGAACUGAAUGAGCUGAAAUCUCAUGUGCGGAUUUGCUCGUCUUGAGAAACUAAACUUGUGGUGUUGUUGAAUUCUAUUCAAGGACUUGAAAAAUAUUUCAGGGUUUAAUUUUACAUGAGAUUGUAAUGAUGAUAAAACUAGAAGUUUUUGCUGCUGCAUUAAACU
Messenger RNA from Olea europaea var. sylvestris, 1735 nucleotides. RefSeq names its product WD-40 repeat-containing protein MSI4-like. Gene Ontology annotation, biological process: regulation of gene expression. The transcript has 16 exons. Lineage: Eukaryota; Viridiplantae; Streptophyta; Magnoliopsida; Lamiales; Oleaceae. Gene Ontology annotation, molecular function: histone binding. The record is from RefSeq and is a predicted model, not a curated record. The coding region runs from base 383 to 1615 and encodes 410 amino acids. Gene Ontology annotation, cellular component: nucleus.